GCAUGUGUGUGUGUGUGUGUGUGUGUGUGUGUGUGUGUGUGUGUGUGUGUGUGUGUGUGUGUGUGUGUGUGUGUGUGUGUGUGUGUGUGUGUGCGCGCGUUUCCGGUUGUCUUUCUGUUGUGUGUGCCUGUGGGAGAACGUGUGCACAUAUGUUUGUAUGUGUGUGUGCCUAAGGCUUUCAUGUGAUGUGAGUUUUCCUGCCCUCACUGUGCAAGUCUGGAGACUGUGUAAGUCUGGAGACUGUGUAAGUCUGGAGACUGUGUAAGUCAGGAGUCUGUGUAAGUCUCGUCACAUUACCCUAAAGGCUAUGGUCUUAGAAGAUGUGGACCCAAAGGCUACAGUUCCAAAGGUUACAUUUCUAGAGGUUAUGGUUCCAGAGGCUACAGUUCCAGAGGCUACAUUCCCAGAGGCUACGGUUCCAGAGGUUAUGGUACCAGAGGCUACAGUUCCUGAGGCUACAUUCCCAAAGGCUACAGUUCCAGAGGUUAUGGUACCAGAGGCUACAGUUCCUGAGGCUACAUUCCCAAAGGCUACAGUUCCAGAGGUUAUGGUACCAGAGGCUACAGUUCCUGAGGCUAUAUUCCCAAAGGCUACAGUUCCAGAGGUUAUGGUACCAGAGGCUACAGUUCCUGAGGCUACAUUCCCAAAGGCUACAGUUCCAGAGGUUAUGGUACCAGAGGCUACAGUUCCAGAAACUAUGGUACUAGGGAUUAUGAUCGUAGAAGCUGUGGUCACAUAUACGAGCUAAUUCUGUGUUAUUACGACGACCACCACCAAAGAAGCCAUGAGAACGCUCUCUGAGGAAGAUGGGACGCCCUCACACUGAGAAAGAUGGGACGCCCUCACACUGAGAAAGAUGGGACGCCCUCACACUGAGAAAGAGGGUGUGGAGGUCAGAGACCUGUCCUCUACCAUACUGCCAUAGUAUCCCCAGAGUAUUCACAGUAACCUCCAGGAACUUGUUUCAGUAAUUUAUAAUCUGG
This is a messenger RNA of Cherax quadricarinatus, 983 nucleotides long. NCBI's taxonomy places the organism in Eukaryota, Metazoa, Arthropoda, Malacostraca, Decapoda, Parastacidae. The record is from RefSeq and is a predicted model, not a curated record.